Messenger RNA from Octopus sinensis (East Asian common octopus), 1233 nucleotides. RefSeq names its product zinc transporter 9-like. NCBI's taxonomy places the organism in Eukaryota, Metazoa, Mollusca, Cephalopoda, Octopoda, Octopodidae. The record is from RefSeq and is a predicted model, not a curated record. Gene Ontology annotation, biological process: transmembrane transport; zinc ion transport. Gene Ontology annotation, cellular component: membrane. Gene Ontology annotation, molecular function: monoatomic cation transmembrane transporter activity. The transcript has a single exon. The coding region runs from base 1 to 1233 and encodes 410 amino acids.
AUGAACGAGUAUUUGCUUGUCCGGGAAGACCUGGAUAAACUCCAGAAAUUUUACCGUCGAAAUCCGUACGACCAGUCAUAUCCCUUCAUCGUAUAUUUGAGACAAGACAUUGAAGAAUUCACCAUUAAAAAAUUCGGAUCUUUGGAAAAAUUUAAAAUCGAGUCCCAAAAACGACGAAUCUCUCCCAAAAAAUCCACGACGGUGACAUUCCGUGAUUUUGUAAAAAACGGAAGUGGAAAAGUCGUCUCAAUGGCGAUAAUUGUAAAUUCCUUCAACUUUCUGUUCAAAUCAGUGGCAUAUAUAUACUGUGGGUCACACUCAAUGUUCGCGGAAGCAGUUCACUCGUUGGUCGACACUUUGAAUCAAAUCCUGUUGGCCGUCGGUCUCCACCAGGCCAUGAAAAAACCUGAUUUUUUACAUCCAUAUGGAUAUGUCAAUCUCCGAUAUAUUUCCUCGUUGGUUGGAGGGGUGGGGAUUCUGUUUUUUGGGACUGGACUGACUUUAUAUAACGGGCUAUUGGGGUUAAUCCACCCUGAAGAACCUGUUUAUAUGUUUUGGGCGUUGUUUAUUCUUAUUGGUUCAUUUCUGUCGGAAUUGUCGUCUUUUAUUGUCGCAUAUCGAGAAAUUAGACAGUCUUCAAAAGCUAGAAAUAUUCCAAUUUUUGAUUAUAUUACUCUCGGAAUUGACCCGAAUGUGACUGUCGUGUUGUUGGAGGACAUGGCGGGAAUUGGUGGGGUCACUCUCGCCGGGAUUUGCAUGUUUUUGACAUAUUGGACGGGCAGUAUACUUUUUGACGUUCUCGGCUGUGUUGCUAUUUCGUUAUUGCUUUCGACUGUCGGGGUUUUUAUUGUGCGUCAAAAUGCACAACUUUUGAUGGGGAAAUCAGUUUCUAUCAAAGUCUACAGAGAAAUGAGGACUGAUUUGGAGAAUGAUCGGGUCAUCAGGGCUGUCCACGACAUCAAGGCUAUCGAAUGUGGCCAGUCAAACAUUCAUUUCAAAGCAGAAAUUGAUUUUGACGGCUACCAGAUUACCGAUAUUUAUCUAAAAACGACCAAUUUGGAUAAUAUUUUGAUGGAAAUUAAGCAAAUUGAAACUACGGAUGAACUUAAAUCGUUUUUAUUGUUUCAUGGAAAAAAUUCAAUCGAUCAGCUUGGCCAGGAAGUUGAUCGAAUUGAGAAAAUUUUAAAGUCUAAACAUCCAAAUCUCAGACAUGUUGAUCUCGAAGUUCUUUAA